CACAUGAAAAUCUUCAACACCCCCAACAACUCUAUCACUGGCUUCAUCCUCUUGGGCUUCCCUUGUGCCAGGGAGGGUCAGGUCCUCCUCUUUGUGCUCUUCUCUAUUGUCUACCUCCUGACCCUCAUGGGAAAUGGUUCUAUCAUCUGUGCUGUGCGCUGGGAUCAAAGACUCCACACCCCAAUGUACAUCCUGCUCGCCAACUUCUCCUUCCUAGAGAUCUGGUAUGUCACCUCUACUGUCCCCAACAUGUUGGCCAACUUCCUUUCUGAGACCAAGGUUAUCUCUUUCUCUGGGUGCUUUCUGCAGUUCUAUUUCUUCUUCUCCCUGGGUUCUACAGAAUGUUUUUUCUUAGCAGUUAUGGCAUUUGAUCGAUAUCUUGCUAUCUGUCGGCCUCUACACUACCCAACCAUUAUGACUGGACAUCUCUGCACCAAUCUUGUGGCCAGCUGUUGGAUACUUGGUUUCCUUUGGUUCCUAAUUCCUAUCAUCAUCAUUUCUCAGAUGUCCUUCUGUGGAACUAAGAUUAUAGAUCACUUCUUGUGUGACCCAGGUCCUCUGUUAGCCCUCACUUGUACCAGAGACCCUGUAAUAGAGUUGACUAGUUCUACCUUAAGUUCUCUACUUUUAUUUAUUCCCUUUCUCUUCAUCAUGGCAUCGUAUACACUGGUCCUGAGAGCUGUGUUGAAAGUUCCUUCAGCAGCUGGACGAAGAAAAGCUUUCUCUACCUGUGGAUCCCAUCUGGCUGUGGUUUCACUUUUCUAUGGUUCAGUGAUGGUCAUGUAUGUGAGUCCAACAUCAGAGCAUGAAGCUGGAAUGCAGAAGAUUGUGACCCUGUUUUACUCUGUUGUGACUCCACUCAUAAACCCUGUGAUAUACAGUCUGAGAAACAAAGAUAUGAAACAUGCAAUGAAGAAAUUACAUAUGAAAAGCAAGUUGAAAGAGAGUCAGAUCUUUGGUUAUAUUUCAUGUGAAUAA
This is a messenger RNA of Chrysochloris asiatica (Cape golden mole), 978 nucleotides long. RefSeq names its product olfactory receptor 11G2-like. Lineage: Eukaryota; Metazoa; Chordata; Mammalia; Afrosoricida; Chrysochloridae. The record is from RefSeq and is a predicted model, not a curated record. The transcript has 2 exons. Gene Ontology annotation, molecular function: olfactory receptor activity; G protein-coupled receptor activity. The coding region runs from base 4 to 978 and encodes 324 amino acids. Gene Ontology annotation, biological process: G protein-coupled receptor signaling pathway. Gene Ontology annotation, cellular component: membrane.